AUGCCGUCUCCCUCCGCUCGACGUCCCGCCGGCCGCGCCGCCCCGCGCCCCGCGCCCGUGGACACAUUCUCCCAGGGCACCCUCGUCGCGUCCCUCCUCAUCAGCACCGUCGCCUACGCCGUCAUCGCCGGCGUGGCCUACGGCGACUUCGACACCCUCGUCGCCGGCAACGAGUCGCUCAUCCUCGUCGUCCCCAUCGCCCUGACGCUGCAGAUCAUGGGCCUCCUCAUCGGCAGCCAGGAGAUCAGCGCGGCGUGGCCGGGCCGCCUGGGCCCCGUCUUCGCGGCCGGCGCCGCCGCCUUGGGCGCCACGGGCGUCUACGUCCUCGCGCAGAGCCUGCCGCGCGACUACUACAUGCUGGCGCUGCUCAACGGGUCCUUCUACGCCGGCAUGCUGGCCGAGGCGGUGACCGGGGUGACGGGCACGCUCAUGGGAGGCGAUGGCGCCAAGGCCCCGCGGAAGCAGGACUGA
Molecule: messenger RNA, 471 nt
Organism: Verticillium nonalfalfae
Lineage: Eukaryota; Fungi; Ascomycota; Sordariomycetes; Glomerellales; Plectosphaerellaceae
Exons: 1
Coding region: 1-471 (156 amino acids)
Source: RefSeq, a predicted model, not a curated record